AUGCCUACCUCGAACGAAUACGGCCCGGACUCCCAGGGCUCCGUCGUUAUCGGCGUUGCCCUGGCCUUUGCCAUCAUAACAUUUAUUGUGAUUGUACUGCGGUUGUUUGCGCGGAUUUAUGUCCUGCGGCAGAUGGGCUUCGAUGAUUAUCUCAUCAUAGGUGCUUGUUUGUUCUCGUGGGCGUUCAGUGCUGUGACCAUUGUCGCCGUUCGGCAUGGGUUGGGAUCUCAUAUAGACAAUGUCCCCUUGACGGGGAUGGAGACGUAUGCUUUUAAUGUCUGGCUUAGCUCCAUGUUCUAUCUCGCCUCGAUCGGCUUCAUCAAGACCUCUGUGUGCUGGUUCUACACCCGACUGGGAGCCCGCUAUCUCACACGCUUGGCCUAUAUCAUGAUGGUUAUCGUGGCCUGCCAGGCCACCUCGUUUGUCCUCGUGGCAGCCUUCCAAUGCAAUCCGAUUCCCAAGGCUUGGAAGGGGGAGGCCAUUGGGGGCAAAUGCGUCACGAUCAACGUCUUCUACCUCGCUAACGCGGCCCUGAACAUCUUCACGGACGUGCUGACCUACACCCUACCCAUCAAAGUCGUCUUCGAGCUGCAGGUGCCCAAGAAGCAGAAGAUGGUGCUGGGAUUCAUCCUCAGUCUGGGUCUCUUUGCCUGUAUCUCCUCGAUCAUCCGCAUCACCUACAUCCCCACCAUGUUGACCUCCAAGGACGCCACGUGGGCCAUCACGGGCGCCAUGUACUGGUCCGUGAUCGAGAUCAACAUUGGCAUCCUCGCAGCGUCCAUUCCCUCUUUCAAGGCGAUCGCCUCGCGCUUCCUGCCUCGCCUCAUCGGCGAAUACACCUCCAACCGCAAGUACGCGACCUUCUCGGACGAUCCGCGGAAGUACGGCACGGGCUUCUCGCGAGUGCAAGACGACGGCAUGGUCAUGGGGGGGAUGGGCAAGGGCUACAACGACACGGCCAUGGGCACGCAGAUCGGACGCACGACGUCCGAGGAUCGCAUCUUCGUGCCCGAGGGCCGCAUCUACGCCAAGACGCAGAUCGAAACCAACGUCGAGGAGAGUCGCGAUUAUACCGGCCGAUCGUCAUCGCUGGAGCGACAUUAA
This is a messenger RNA of Aspergillus campestris IBT 28561, 1104 nucleotides long. Its product is annotated as integral membrane protein Pth11-like protein. Bases 1 to 1104 code for a protein of 367 amino acids. The transcript is spliced from 6 exons. The record is from RefSeq and is a predicted model, not a curated record. Lineage: Eukaryota; Fungi; Ascomycota; Eurotiomycetes; Eurotiales; Aspergillaceae.